Messenger RNA from Cynoglossus semilaevis (tongue sole), 1509 nucleotides. RefSeq names its product chitobiase, di-N-acetyl- (gene ctbs). NCBI's taxonomy places the organism in Eukaryota, Metazoa, Chordata, Actinopteri, Pleuronectiformes, Cynoglossidae. The transcript has 7 exons. The coding region runs from base 102 to 1184 and encodes 360 amino acids. The record is from RefSeq and is a predicted model, not a curated record. Gene Ontology annotation, molecular function: chitin binding; hydrolase activity, hydrolyzing O-glycosyl compounds. Gene Ontology annotation, biological process: oligosaccharide catabolic process.
CAAGUUUGUCCUCUGCCGCGCCCCGUACAUAGAUCCUGACAGAAAUUACAGUGGUUAGUGAUUUCUUUUUUUUUUCUUUUUGAUUAAACUCUCGAGGAGAAAUGUCUUGGCUUUUUGUAUUCUUGUGGAUGGCGGUCGGUUUGUGCGGGGCGAACGUUUGUCCGUGUGAGAGGCCGCAGUUGUGUGAACAGAUCCGUGGGCAGAGAGACUUUGAGGUGUUUCUGUUCGAUGUGGGUGGAACGACAUGGAAGUCCUACAACUGGAGCAUGAUUACGACUAUUGCAACAUUCGGAGAGUAUGACGCCGAGCUCAUGUGCUACGCUCACUCGAACGGAGCACGAGUUCUCCUUAAAGGUGACGUUCCCCUCGUUAAUAUUGUGGACAAAGAAAACAGGACUGCCUGGAUAAGAGACAAGGUCGACUUAGCCAAAAGGCAGUUUAUGGAUGGUAUCAACAUCGACAUUGAACAAGCGGUGGACAAGGGCUCUCCUGAGUACCAGGCCCUGACUGACCUGGUCAGGGAAACCACUGAGGCCUUCCACAGGGAGAUUCCAGGAUCACAGGUCUCCUUUGAUGUGGCCUGGUCGCCGAACUGUAUUGACAGGCGCUGCUACGAUUACGUAAGCAUUGCGGAAUCCUGCGACCUGCUGUUUGUCAUGUCCUACGAUGAGCAGAGUCAGAUCAUGGGGGACUGCAUUGCGAUGGCAAAUGCUCCGGUCAACCAAACACUGAAUGCUUAUGACCAAUACUUGGGUAUGAAGAUAGAUCCAAAGAAGCUGCUGAUGGGUGUUCCAUGGUACGGCUACGACUACUCAUGUCUUAGUCUUUCUGAGGAGGGAAAAUGCUCGAUCGCCAAAGUUCCUUUCCGUGGAGCACCCUGCAGUGAUGCAGCGGGACGACAGAAGACAUACAAGUGGAUCAUGAAACAGGUCGACAGCUCAAUGACGGGCAGGAUGUGGGACAGCCAGCAGAUGGCACCAUACUUCAAUUACAAGAACGAGGAGGGACAGAUACAUCAGGUUUGGUAUGACGACCCGCAGAGCAUUUGUCUUAAGACAGACUAUGUGAAAACUAAAGGUUUAAGGGGCGUCGGCAUGUGGAACGCCAACAUCCUGGACUACAGUGGUGAGACGGUUGCCCAGCAGCAGACUCAGAAGAUGUGGAAUGCCCUGCUAGGAUGCUAGCUGGGAGACGCUCAGGGCUUCUUCAGAAAUGUACUCCGCCCUGAGGCCACUCCUGUUUGUAGCUAAGUCAACAUGUGCCUUUGUUGCAGUAACGGGAUGUGACUUUGGGGAUGCAUACCUGCACUUCAGAGUUUAUUGUGGCUUUUACUGCUGUUGUCACUGAAUGUAGUAACGGCUCAGGCCUUCGUCUGUGCUAAAUGAAACAACUGUGACCCUGUGGAAAAGCACAAAGACAUCGUCUGUUUCUGAUCUGCCAGUGUUGAGCUUUUUUUAUACAAUCGAUGCACUUUGCUAUUUGUUUUUAAAUAAAACAUUUUCAGAUUAA